AAAGUUGAGCUCGCAGUGUUGUCACUGUGGCUGGGACCAUGUGACUCCCGCGUUAAGGCCUGCUGUCUGUUUUGAGCAGACGGAGAGAGGAAGGAACAUGGCGGCUGCGAGCGACCCGAAGCGGGACGCCGGCCAUUCGCUUUGAGCUUCCUUGCGCUACCAGAGGCCGUGGCUCUCCGCGGAGGCGCUUGCAUCUGCAUCUCAGCGAGCUUAGCUUCCCGGCGGUGCCCGAAAUUCCGACUUGUGUGCGCCGGGAGUGCGCGCAAAAAGGGCCGGAGUCGAUAAGAAUAGAGCUGGUGGAGAUAUAAUGAGGGGGAGAAGAGGCAGGCCGCCCAAGACCGUACUGAUGCAGGAGCCCUCCACAGGGCCGGUGCGGGGGCUCAGACCCCGCCGGGGACUGAAGGUGAAGAGCAAGGGGGCAGCUGACGAGGAUUAUGUGACUCCAACCAAGCGGGGGAACCAGCAGUCGCCGCGGGCCCGCAAGAAAGGGGGCUCCGCGGGAGCUAGAGGCAGAGGCAGGGGGAGAGGAGGAGCUGCUGCUGCCGGUGCUGGUGGACGGGGUCGGGGGAGACGGAGCGCCGCCAGCGCCGUGGUCUACGACGACCACGAAAGCGACGAGGAUGAGGACGCCGUGAGCCUGGCCUCGGAAGAGGACGAGGAGGUGGAAGAGGAGCCCAUCACGGACGAGGAGGAGGAAGAAGUCGUCGACAACGAGUCGGACUAUCUGGAGGAGCUGCCGGAGGAGAAUGAGGAGGAUGAUGCGAGCUACUGCACCGAGAGCAGCCACGGCAGCACCCCAGGACGGAAAAGGCGGAGAGCCCACCGUCCUCGCUCCCCCAUCCUGGAGCAGAAGGAGAUCCCUGCUCUAAACUUGCCCGCAUCUUCUGAAGACCUGCUUAUUCCCGCAGAGCAGCUGCUCAAUGCCUCGUCCAUUUACGAGGUCCUUCGCAACUUCAGCACGGUGCUGCGUCUCUCACCAUUCCGUUUUGAGGACUUCUGCGCAGCCUUGGUGGGUCAGGAGCAGUGCACGCUGAUGGCAGAGACUCACAUCGCCCUGCUGAAGGCCAUCCUGCGCGAGGAGGACACGUCCAACACCACCUUCGGCCCGGCCGACCUCAAAGAUAGCGUCAACUCUACGCUCUACUUUAUCGAUGGUAUGACCUGGCCGGAGGUGGUGAGGUCUUACUGCGAGAGCGACCCCGAGUUUCGGGACGUUCUGCCGCACCUGGAGGGAGAGGAGUACCCUUUCGGACCGCUGGACAGCAAGGUGAAGGUGCUGCAGUUUCUGGUGGAUCAGUUUUUGACCACCAACCUUGCCCGAGAGGAGCUGAUGUCUGAGGGCGUGGUGCAGUAUGACGAUCACUGCCGCGUGUGCCACCGGCUCGGCGACCUGCUGUGUUGCGAGACCUGCUCGGCCGUGUACCACUUGGAGUGUGUGAAGCCUCCUCUGGAGGAGGUGCCUGAGGACGAGUGGCAGUGUGAGAUUUGUGUGGCACACAAGGUACCUGGAGUCUCUGACUGCAUUAUGGAGGUCCAGAAGAGCAGGCCGUACCUCCGUCAGGAGCCGAUUGGCUACGAUCGGCAUCAGAGAAAGUACUGGUUCCUGAACCGGAGGAUCGUUGUUGAGGAGGAUGGCGAGGACGAGGCGGGGAAGAAGAUCUGGUACUACAGCUCUAAGGUGCAGCUGGGGGAGCUGCUGGAGCUGCUGGAUAAGGAGUUCUGGGAGAUCGACCUGUGUGUGGUCCUGGAGGAGCUGAGGGAGGAGAUCCACAGUCACAUGGACAUCACGGAGGAGCUCACCAACAAGGCCCGUGGCAACAACAAGGCCUACCUCACCGUCGUCAACGAUGAGAUCUUGGAGAAGGUGAAGGCCCGGCAGGAAGCUGAAGAGGUGAAGCGGCGAGCAGCUGAGAAGUCUAAGCAGGGAGGCGAGGCAGAUAACACCGUCUCAUCUGCAGCCGACUGCUCUUCUCCACAGCUGGACUCGGGAGACGGGACGAUGGGGAGUGAGAAGACUGAGGCUGAUGCUGCCACUAUCCCUGCUGCUGAGGACAGUAGCACCAGCGUUUCUGGACGCCCUCAAGAUGACCCACCUAAACCCGACCUCCAGAGCCCUCCAGGGGGCGCUGCCACCGCUGCCCCCUCUGCUGCAGCUGCAGGGGAACCUGGAGAGGGGGCUGAGGCGGAGAGGGAGUGGGCAGAUAAAAGCUCAGAGUCGGGUUGUCGAGAGCCCGUCCUCGAGAGUGAACCUCCCCAGACUGCGGAUGAGAACAGCUGCAGCAGCCACUUCUCCAUCUCCGACUGCCUAAGGCCACCGGAGGAGCCGGACCUCGCUGACCGCUCCUCACAGUCUUCACUCAACAGCCAGGAGGACACGGGUGAGGGGAAAGGAAAUGGAGAUGGUAUGAGAUCUGGGUCGUCUCUGCGCAUGGUGACGCGUCUGCGCAACCCUGACAGCAAACUGAGCCAGCGCAAGAUCAUGCAGGACAAGGACGGCAGCACACAGGACUGCAGCAAAGCACUUAAUCAGACCACUACGCUGACUCCCUUUGGCUCUGGCAGAACCCUGGUUAAUAAGAGCAGCUCGAACAGUGGUUUCUUCAAACUGGGUCAGGAGGGCAAAUUCCGAGUCUACCACAACCAGUACAGCACAAACACCCUGGCUCUUAACAAGCACCAGCACCGCGAGGACCACGACAAGCGCCGCCACCUCUCCCACAAGUUCUGCAUGACCACCGCCGGCGAGUUCAAGUGGAACGGCUCAGUGCACGGCUCCAAAACCCUGACCGUGUCCACGCUGAGACUGACCAUUAUCCAGCUGGAGAACAACGUCCCCGCUCCCUUCCUGCAUCCCAACUGGGCCUCACACAGGUCCAACUGGAUAAAAGCAGUCCAGAUGUGCAGCAAAGCGCGAGAAUUCGCUCUGGCAUUGGCCAUCCUAGAGUGUGCAAUCAAACCAGUGGUCAUGCUCCCAAUGUGGAAGGAUUCUUUGGGUCACACAAGGCUUCUUCGAAUGACCUCCAUGGAGCGAGAGGAGAAGGAAAAGGUGAAAAAGAGAGAGAAAAAACUGGAGGAUGAAGAGACGAUGCAGCAGGCCACAUGGGUGAAGUACACCUUCCCCAUUAAGCACCAGGUGUGGAAACAGAAAGGGGAGGAGUACAGAGUCACAGGUUAUGGUGGAUGGAGCUGGGUCUCGAAAACGCAUGUCUAUCGCUUUCUCCCCAAACUACCUGGAAACACAAACGUCAACUACCGAAAAGCACUUGAGGCAGCUAAAACUGAACACGAAAAUCAAGCAUCCCCCUCCCCGACAAAAACGAAAUCCAGCCCUUCAGAAAAGCCCAAAGUCUCCAGUUCCGUCCAGAAACCUGCAAAUGAAGACAAGCACUCAAAUUCUGUUAAAGAAUCUGGGAAGGAAAAGUCACCUGUUGAGGAGAAAACUCUGACUGAGGAGAAACGGGAGGAAAAAGAGGAGGAAAAGAUGGAGGUGGAUGGAGAGGCUGUGCACAAGAGUGAAAACCUUAAUAAAAAGGAAUCUAACGAAUCCUCUGAACCGAUGGACACUAGUGCCUCCAACUCCACUGGUUCCAGUGAUGAAAAAGUUAACGAAAGAAGCACUUCGUCACCUUCGCUGAACGAGAAGACGUCUAAAGUAGAACCUACUGAUGGUGAAAUGUCCAAAGCUAGCGAUGAAACUUCUGAAGCAACUUUCGAUCGUGAGGUUGUGAACGUCAGCGAGGGCUUCCUGCAGCGCACAGCGUACAAGAAGAAAGUCAAAGCCUCGAAGCUGGACGGGCUUUUGGAGCGGCGAGUCAAACAGUUUACCCUGGAGGAGAGGCUGAGGCUGGAGAAGCUCAAGCAGCAGGCAGCUAUCUCUAAACCAUCUGCGGGGGACCAGGAGAAAGAGAAGACCACCUCAUCCACGAAGCAAGAAAUUCAGAGUUCCCAAGCAACUGCCUCUGAUGCUCUGAAGUCUGUCCAGACGGAUGAGUUAGUAGAACCAGUAAUGAAGGAAAAAGACCCUGUGGUCCAAAAGCUUGAAUUCGACCAAGAGGAGGAGCAACCAAAGCCUAACAAUUCCUUAGAAAAGACUGAUAAUCUUGACGUUAGAUUGGACUCUGGUCCUAAGACUGAAACGUUGGCACAAGUGGAACAAGGACAAAAAGGAGAAACAGAAGCAGAGCACAAAACGGGCAAUGGAGCACCAGCACCGGCGGCUCCUGAGCUUAACGGAGGUUCACGGCAAGAUGUGGAGAAAGAUCUUGACUUAAAGACUGAAACUGAUUGUCCCAAAAUCGAGGAAACUGGAAGGAAAAGCCCAGUUGAGAAUAGUUCUUCCAUUGGUGAGAACGGUUUGAAUGUAGAUAAAUCCUUGCCAGUCCAUGUAAAUGGAAAAGAUGGUUCUGUAGCCUCUUCACCCACAAGUUUGACCAAUAAUAUCAACUCAAAAGAUGAGAUGCAAACCACGGAGGAUGAGACGAGACUCUUAGCACCAAAGGAACCUUUGAAAUCGCUCAUGAAUGGGGAUUUAAGUCAGGAGGGCCAGAGAGAAAAGGCUAAGGUUGAUGAACCAUUGGAAACGGUGAUGGAUAAGUCAGACUCUGAGUAUCUGCCACCUCAGAAGGUAGCCAAGAUAGCUGAGAACAACACAGAAGGCAUUGUUGACUCAACCGUUGACUCUACUGUUGAUUCUACUGUUGGUUCUACCGUUGACUCUACUCUGCCCCAGCUUACCCCAACAGAAUCUAGAUUAAAGCCGGAUGUGCUUAGUAACAGUGCCAAGGUGCCGUCAAUAGAGGCCGAGGAGGCCAAGUCGAAAUCGCUCAGCCCAUCGUCCGUUCCGUCUGCGGACGAGUCCAGCCUUAGCAGUGACUUUCCUGAAAACAGCAAUAGUAGUAAUAGUGGGAUAAAGACCAUAAUCACGCAGGUCACCACAACAACCACAACCACAGUAUCCACCACAGAGUCCCGCACUGUACCGUGUACAGCAGAAGCAUCAAGCACAUCAUCAGUACUGGAUGGUACAGCUAUCAGUAACAACUCCACCUCAGCCACAUCAUCCUCAUCAUCAACAUCAUCAUCCUCGUCAUCAUCAGUACCAAAGGUGGAGUCCACCACAUCAGUCUCCACUCUCUCCACUACAACCACCACCACCGUCACCAAAGUCAGCAAUCCCGUUCUAGGAGCCAAGGUGACCGAAGAGUCCAAGACUGUUGUAACAGCAACGCUAAUGGAUGCUAAAUCAGGACCUUCAGGUUGCUCUGUGACCUCUAUGACUGUAAGUAAGGAGUACUCCACUCGAGACAGGGUACGUCUGAUGAAGUUCUCACGCUCCAAGAAGACCCGAUCGGGGACGGCCCUGCCCUCUUACCGCAAGUUCGUUACCAAGAGCAGCAAGAAGAGCAUCUUCGUCCUUCCUAAUGACGAGCUGAAGAAGCUUGCGCGGCGAGCCGGGAUCCGCGAGGUUCCCAUUUUUAACUACAACGCCAAACCGGCUUUGGACAUCUGGCCGUAUCCGUCCCCGAGACCCACGUUUGGAAUCACAUGGAGGUACCGACUCCAAACAGUGCGGUCUUUGGCUGGAGUGAGUAUGAUGUUACGGUUACUCUGGGCUUGUCUCAGGUGGGACGACAUGGCAGUGAAGCCUUCUCCUGCUGUGGGAACCACGCGCACAGAAACAUCUGAGACAGAUAUCACCACCACAGAGAUCAUCAAGAGGAGGGAUGUGGGACCUUACGGCAUUCGAUCGGAAUACUGCAUCAGAAAAAUCAUCUGUCCCCUGGGAGUGCCCGAGACUCCAAAAGAGACCCCCACGCCCCAAAGGAAAGGCCUGCGCUCCAGCGCCCUGCGGCCGAAGAAGCCUGAGCCUUCUAAGCAGACGGGUCCUGUAGUGAUUGAGAGCUGGGUGCCGGAAGAAGAGCUGGAGCUCUGGGAGAUACGAGCCUUUACUGAAAGGGUCGAGAGGGAAAAGGCACAGGCAGCAGACCCAACUAAGGUUAGUGUGCAGAAGAAAGCUGAGGAGGUCAAGGCUCAGUUGGAAGCCCAGCUAAAGCAGCAGAGAUUGGCAGCUCAGCAGAAACGGUUGGAUCAGCAAAAACCUGGAGGCAAUACAGUCAACACCACCCUGACCAGCACACCCACCAGCACUGGGUCCACCACACAGAAGGUGGUGGUAGGCUCCCUGACCAGCCCGGUCACUACUGGGACAAAAGUGGUGCUGACCACCAAGUUAGGAACUCCGGUGACAUUCCAGCAGAACAAAAACUUCCAGCAGACGUUUGCUUCUUGGGUCAAACAGGGGCAAGGUAAUACAGCCUCCACAACUUCCAUAACCACGGUAGCAGCAAGUAGCAUCAGCACGUCUGGGCAAACGUUCCAGAUCGCUGCUGCCCCGGGCUCCAAGGGCGCCAAUGUCAUCACCGCCAAACUGCCUCUGCCGGCCAACAGCAAGAUAGUCACAGUGAACGUGCCAGCCAGCCAAGGAGGUGUGGUCCAGGUACAGCAGAAGGUGGUGGGAAUCAUUCCAUCCAGCACAGCAGGCACAGCUCAGUCCUUUACUUCAUUCCAGCCACGAACAGGGAACGUCAGCAUCCGGCCCAACACCACCACCACCACACAGCAGGUCACAACAGCUGGAACUCCUCUGAGGCCUGGGAUGACUGUGGUUCGUUCUCCUCUCCAGCAGACCACAACUUUAGGAAAGACCAUUAUCCGGACACCCCUAAUGGUUCAAGGUCAGGGUCAGCAGGUGGUCACUCAGAUCAUCCGUGGAACUCCCGUAUCCAAGGCUGUGGCCGGCAGCCCGGCACAGGCUGGCACAGGCACUCCCCCUCGGCCCGCCACACCUGGCCAACCGCAGACCCCUCAGACACCCCCCGCCGCUCGGCCGCAGCAGGGCCAGGUCAAACUGACCCUGGCUCAGCUCACACAGCUCACGCAGGGUGCUCAGGGAGGGAAUCCCGGUUUGACGGUGGUGAUCCAGGGUCAGGGCCAGACCACAGGCCAGCUCCAGGUCAUCCCACAGGGGGUGACUGUGAUACCAGGUCCUGGUCAGCAGCUCAUGCAGGCAGCCAUGCCGAACGGCCAGGUCCAGCGCUUCCUUUUUACCCCCAUGCCCCCAGCACCAGCUCCAGCCGUAUCCACACCCAGCACCUCCGUCAUCCCAGCUACCACUACCGGCACCACCACCACACCUACAAUGCCUAUUCAACCAGCGAGGCAACCUGCAGUACAAGCUCAGCCUCCCAUCCAGCCCUCCAACCUUCCAUCAUCGCCUCCCUCUCUUCCUACACCCCAACCUGUCCAACAUCCAGCCACCCCAGCACAAACCCCAGCUCCUUCUUUCCCAGUCUCAUCUCCACAACCCCACCUUUCUUCACCCCAGCCCCAAAUACAGCCACAGCCUCAAUUAAUACAGCCACAGCCCCAACUUCAAGCCCAGCUUCAGCCCCAAGUCCAGAUACAACCCCAGCUUCAGACGCAGAUCCAGCCUCAGCCCCAACUUCAACCCCAGACUCAACUUCUCCCACAACCCCAACUUCAACCCCAGACUCAACUUCUAACCCAACCUCAGAUCCUGCCUCAACCCCUACAACAGAUCCAGCCACAACCUCUGCUGCAGCCUCAAACCCAAACUCAGCUCCAGCCUCAAACCCUGCCCCAGUCUCAGCCCCAACCCCAGCUCCAGACUCAGACCUUACUACAAUCCCAGCCUCGCCUUCAGCCUCAACCUUUACUUCAGCCCCAACCUCAGCUUCAACCCCAACCACAACUCCAGAUCCAACCACAACUCCAGAUCCAACCACAACUCCAAAUUCAACCUCAACUCCAGCCUCAAUCUCCCCUGACAACUCAAACCCAAAUACAGCAGUCUCCCCCAACAGCUGUGUCUCACGUAGCCCAGGUUGCCUCCCCUCCAGCGCAGGUAACCUCCAUCGCCGUGGCCCCUCAGGUGACCCAAACCACAGUAACGCAGGUCCAGCCUCAGAUCCAGCUCCCCGCCCAGCUCCUCAGCGUGCCAGGGCUCCAGCAGCAGGUCCUCUCCCACAUCCAGAACCAGGUAGCGGCCCAGCUUCAGGCCCAGGCGCAGCAGGGCACCCUCCCCCAGCAGAUCAAGCUGCAGCUGCCCAUCCAGAUUCAGCAGCAGGGUGGAGGACAAGUGCAGACGCAUCAGAUCCAGAACGUGGUGACAAUACAGACGGCCAGCGUCCAGGAGCAGCUCCAGCGCAUCCAGCAGCUGCGGGACCAGCAGCAGCAGAAGAAGAAGCAGCAGCAGGAGGCUAAGAGGGAGCAGCAGGCCAGCAGCCAGAGCGACCUGCUGCAGAAACAGGUCGUGAUGAAGCAGAACGCAGUCAUAGAGCACCUAAAGCAGAAGAAAACUAUGACCCCAGCCGAGAGGGAGGAGAACCAGAGAAUGAUCGUGUGCAACCAGGUGAUGAAAUUCAUCCUGGAUAAGAUCGACAAAGAUGAGAAGCAGGCAGCUAAAAAGAGGAAGCGGGAGGAGUCUGUGGAGCAGAAGCGCAGCAAACAGAACGCCAGCAAGCUCUCGGCUCUGCUCUUCAAACACAAGGAGCAGCUGAAAGCUGAGAUCCUGAAGAAGAGAGCGCUGCUGGAUAAGGAGCUACAGGUGGAGGUGCAGGAGGAGCUGAGGAAAGAUCUAACUAAGUUAAGACGAGAGAAGGAGAAGGCUCAGGCUGCUGCCUCCCAAGCAGCUGCCGCAGCCGCCAGUGCCCAGGCAGCCGCCCACGCUUCUGCCGCAGCCGCCACCGCUCCAGUCACCUCUGCAGCCUCCAGUCACAAACGCAAGCGGGAUGAAGACCGCGACGGCACCCCCUCGAAGAGCAAGAAGAAGAAGAUGAUCUCCACGUCCUCAAAGGACAACAAGAGAGACACCAAGCUGUACUGUGUAUGCAAAACGCCCUACGACGAGUCCAAGUUUUAUAUCGGUUGCGAUCUCUGCUCGAACUGGUACCACGGUGAAUGUGUGGGCAUCACGGAGAAGGAGGCGAAGAAAAUGGACGACUACAUCUGCGCAGAGUGUAAAAGAGGACAGGAGGGCAGCUCAGAGGAGCUCUACUGUAUCUGCAGAACACCUUACGACGAGUCCCAGUUCUACAUUGGUUGUGAUCGCUGCCAGAACUGGUACCAUGGGCGCUGCGUGGGGAUUCUGCAGAGUGAGGCCACUCACAUCGACGAGUACGUGUGCCCUCAGUGUCAGUCCACGGAGGAGGCCAUGACGGUCCUGACGCCACUCACAGACAAGGAUUACGAGGGCUUAAAGCGAAUACUCCGCUCCUUACAGGCUCAUAAGAUGGCAUGGCCGUUCCUGGAACCAGUAGAUCCUAACGACGCUCCAGAUUACUAUGGAGUCAUAAAGGAACCAAUGGACCUUUCCACAAUAGAGCAGAAGAUACAGAAACGAUUUUACAGCAAGCUAACAGAGUUCGUAGCGGACAUGACCAAAAUUUUUGACAACUGCCGCUACUACAACCCCAGUGACUCACCUUUUUACCAGUGCGCCGAGUUCUUGGAAACCUUCUUUGUACAGAAGCUGAAAGCGUUCAAAGCAAGCAGGUCUCAUAACAACAAACUACAGUCUUCAGCCUCAUAGAAUACAACCACACGCAGUGCUAACACUCGCCCAACAGGAGAUUUUAAUGGGUUUUGGGGGAAAAGGGGUGAUUAGGGGGGAAUGGGUGGGUACGUUGGGCAGUCAACCCACAAGAUGGACCCCAGGCAUCUUCUCGGACGCCCCAAGAGUUCUCGAAAUUCUCCGUUCUCUCCUCCAGCUGAUGGUUCUUCCCCUAUCGACCAGCAUCACACAGAAACGCAGCAUUCAAUGGAUUCGGUUGGAUUCAAAUUCGGAUUUGGUUGACUUAAGUUGACUUCGGUUGACUAGUGUUGACCUGCCCUGCUGCUCUCUGACCGUGGAGGAAUUACAUCGAGAAUUUUGUAAUGAUUGUUACCUCAAAGCAAUGACUUUUGAAUGGGAUUCCUGUUGGCCCCGCCCCCUACUUUUCUUUCUUUUUUUAUGAAGUCAUGUUUGCAUAAUUCAGGUCAACCGUUAUCUCCAAUAUCUUUUUCAUGACGAGAACAUCUUUCCACAUGAUGUACAAAGAAGGACACAAAAAAACAUUCGUAAAGACAUUCGUAAAGACUCGCGCAGACGCGGCCAACUGUGUUUGUGGAGCAGUUGGGGUGGGGGAUGGGCAGAGGUGCAGGAUGCCUGAAACAAUAGCGUGUACCGUAUUAAUGCAGUAAGGAGGAGUGACUGAAUCAGCUAAAACCAAGACUCGUUGGAAGGCAUUCUGUUUGUAUGUCUCUUCUUAUUUUCUUUCUUUCUUUCCUUUUUUUGUAUUACAGCUGAAGAACUAUUGAUGUAUAUGAAACAUAAAUAAAUGAGAAAGGGCAGUGUUCUUUCCCACAC
Molecule: messenger RNA, 10426 nt
Organism: Astyanax mexicanus (Mexican tetra)
Lineage: Eukaryota; Metazoa; Chordata; Actinopteri; Characiformes; Acestrorhamphidae
Gene: bptf
Product: bromodomain PHD finger transcription factor
Exons: 32
Coding region: 308-9610 (3100 amino acids)
Biological process (GO): regulation of transcription by RNA polymerase II
Cellular component (GO): NURF complex
Molecular function (GO): RNA polymerase II cis-regulatory region sequence-specific DNA binding
Source: RefSeq, a predicted model, not a curated record